ACAGCUGUUUUUUAGAAAGAGGCAGGACCUAACCAGGGGUGGGGGAAGGACUACAAAAUACAAACAUGGGAUGACAAAGAGUUAGAAGGCAGAGUGACAGAGAAAGGACAGAGGGAAAAAGUUAGGUGAUGCCAGAGAGAUUGAAUGCAGGCUAUACAGUUACAGAUUUGUGAACAGGACAUGAAUGACAAUAUAGGGGUGAGGUGAGAUUUCCUUUUCUGAGGAUAGUUUUACUCCGAGUUUUGUGACCUUGUCCAGUCACAAGCAGACUGAGAGAAUUCCGGCUUCAUCAGCAAGACAUAUCAGGAACUAAUCAAGUUUUCCAAAGACAAGAGUGGUUGUGCUUAAAAAAAUAUGAACAACAGGUCUACAUCUAACAAAAAAGGAAAAGAUGUACUUACAGUUUCCAAAAAUGGAAGCAAUCCCAACAAGGAACUGCAGGACAAGGACGGCAGGAAGGUGGAACUGGGGAAAAAGGUGACCCUUCUGAGAGGCAUCUCCAUCAUCGUCGGGACCAUCAUCGGAGCUGGAAUAUUCAUCUCACCAAAGGGAAUUCUGAAGCACUCGGGCAGUGUGGGAAUGUCCCUCAUAGUCUGGAUCGCCUGUGGUGUGCUGUCACUUUUUGGAGCCCUCUCCUAUGCCGAGCUGGGGACUUCUAUUAAGAAGUCAGGAGGACAUUACACAUAUAUAUUGGAAGCGUUCGGACCUCAGAUGGCCUUCAUUAGACUCUGGGCUGAUCUCAUUGCAAUAAGGCCAGCAGCACUGGCAGUCAUUUCUCUGGCGUUCGGACAGCAUAUCCUGGAGCCAUUGUUCAUGCCGUGUGAUACCCCCCCCAUGGCUGUCAAACUGGCCACAGCCAUCGGCAUAACUUCGGUUAUGUACCUGAACAGUAUGAGUGUUACGUGGACAGCCAGGAUUCAGAUCCUGCUCACCCUCAGCAAGCUGCUGGCCAUUGCCACGAUCGUGGUGCCUGGGAUGUACCUGCUUUUUAAAGGGGAGACCACAAACUUUGAGAAUGCCUUUGAGCUGAGCAAAGUGAAGCUGUCUGGAAUGCCGCUGGCCUUUUACUCCGGGAUGUAUGCCUACGCCGGGUGGUUCUACCUGAAUUUUUUGGCGGAGGAAGUAGACAACCCCGAGAAGACGAUACCGUUAGCUAUCUGCAUCUCCAUGGCUGUUGUGACUUCCUGCUAUGUUCUGACCAACGUCGCAUACUUCACUGUCAUGUCAGCUGAGGAGCUUUUGGCCUCAGAGUCUGUCGCAGUGACAUUUGCAGAGAGGAUUUUUGGGAAGUUUUCCAUAGCAGUGCCAGUGUUUGUGGCCUUGUCCUGCUAUGGCUCUAUGAAUGGCUGCCUGUUUGCAUUGUCAAGAAUGUACUAUGUAGCGUCCCGUGAGGGACAGCUUCCUGAAGUCCUGGCCAUGAUCCACAUACGCAGACACACUCCUCUGGCUGCUGUCCUCAUACUGUACCCUAUGACCAUUCUCCAGCUGUUCGUCGGGGACAUCUACAGCCUUUUGAAUUUCAUGAGCUUUAUGCGAUGGCUAUUCAUCGGAGUUGUUGUCUUGGGUCUUAUCUACCUUCGAUAUACAAAGCCUGACCUCCCUCGCCCCUUUAAGGUCCCGCUCUUCAUCCCGGUGGUGUUCUGCCUGACGUGUUUCUUCAUGGUCUUCCUGUCUCUGUACUCAGACCCUAUCAACACAGGCAUCGGAUUCGCCAUUUCCCUCACAGGCAUCCCGGCAUAUUACGUCUUUAUCUACUUCAACAACAGACCAAAGUGGCUUCAGAGGUCUAUAGAUUCAUUCAACAGGACUUUGCAGAUCAUCCUGGAGGUGGUCCCUGCUGACCAAUAACUCUUUCCAACACACUUCGAACACAGACGUGCACUGUACCAGACAGGAAACUUAAAACAAUAAAAGUUACAUUUACAGGAUAGUUUUUUUUUUCUUGCCUGAAUCUCAUGGCUCUUAACACUAACUGUUGAAAGAGUUAUCUUUCGGUAGUAUGAAAACUGUUAGUAUUUUUUUUAUAAAACAUCUCGGUGUGCUAUAAAGAUUGCCAAUGUCUGGUAUCUAAUUUUGUUUUCACUGAUUUUUCACAUGUUGUCAAGAAAACUCAUAUUUAAAUGUUCUGUUUUAAAUUGUUAGUAAUUGAUCUAAUAUUAUUUAAGCCAACUGUCUGAUGUGUUUAUGUCCCAACAAUAAAAUGAAUGUUUUUUAAUGC
Menidia menidia (Atlantic silverside) is the source of this 2218-nucleotide messenger RNA. Lineage: Eukaryota; Metazoa; Chordata; Actinopteri; Atheriniformes; Atherinopsidae. The record is from the annotation of a GenBank genome assembly.